CCUCUUCUCAUUGCACUCAUUCAUGCAGUUACCAAGGUGCUUUACGGAUUCCAUACACAGCAAGCUGCGAUACUAAACUUUUCAUGAAAACUUAGCAUGAACAGCAUUCAAGCGGCGCCCCUCAACUGAAGCGUGGACCUUUCUCAUAAAAUACUGAACUUGUCAUUGAGUUGUAGCUUACUGGUUGUGCGGGUUAUAAAAUCCACAGAAAAACAAACGCAAGACCUACGGAAACGACAGCAGACAGUUACCACUCUCUCAUCACUAAUUUGGAUAAAGCAACGGUCUUGGACGAGCCUAUCUUCAACUUCGUCAGCACUUGUUGUCUUGAAGCGGUUAACAUACUGUAUGUUCAAUUAGGUCCACAUUUCAUGUAAACCAGUGAAAUUACAAACUAAAUAGAACUUCAUAGAUUUGGAAUACACCUGCAUCAUGACACGAAGAUCUUGUGCGAUGUACGCGACCGCAAUUAUCAGCGCACAUCUGCUGAUUGUCGGAAUUGCUUUGGUCGUGGGCCAAGUCUUCCAGACUUUAAUUCAAAACCGUCUGAAGGCGGAGAUUGUACUGAAAGAGGGCAGUAGGGUGUUUGAGACAUGGAAGAAUCCACCUCCUCCUGUCUUCAUGGAGUUCUUUUUCUUCAAUGUCACCAAUGCAGAUGAUGUCCUUGCCGGGAAAGACAAGCCCAGUGUUGUUGAGGUUGGACCUUACACCUACAGAGAGUACAGACCAAAGGACAAUGUGACCAUGGUGGAGAAUGCGACCAGAGUAUCUGCCAUCACUCCAAAGACUUUCCACUUCCUACCAGAAAAGUCAGUUGGAGAUCCUGAUCUUGACUUCAUAACAACUGUUAACAUCCCUGCAGUGGCAGUGAUGAACCAAGUGAAAGGCAGUUUUUUGAAGGCCACCAUGCUGUCCAUGUAUAUGAACUCGAUAAGUGCUGGCGUGUUCACGACACGUUCUGUGAACGAGCUCCUUUGGGGUUAUAAGGAUCCUCUGCUUUCAUAUGUCAAAACCAUGAAGCCUGAGGUGGAUGAGUACUUUGGCCUUAUGCUUAAUAAAAAUGGAAGUAAUGAUGGAGUGUUUGUGUACCACACUGGAGAGGAGAACUACUUGGACUAUGGCAGAGUUGAAUCCUGGAAGGGGGAAAAGCAGUUGUCAUGGUGGGCAUCCAACCAGAGUAACAUGAUUAAUGGCACAGACGGCAGCGCAUUUCACCCCUUUUUGACCAAGGAAGAACGUUUGGAUGUCUUCACAGCAGACCUUUGCAGAUCCAUCCACAUGCGCUUUGAGAAGGAAGUGGAAGUGAAGGGCAUCCAGGCAUAUCGCUUCACUCCGCCACGUGAGGUGUUUGCCGACCCGUCGGAGAACCCUGCCAACGCUGGCUUCUGUCUUCCAAAAGAAAAAUGCCUAAAAACCGGUGUGCUCAGCAUCAGCGUAUGCCGCAAAGGUGCCCCUGUUGUCGCCUCCUUCCCUCACUUUUACCUGGGUGAUGAGACGUAUGUGGAUGCCAUUGAGGGACUGUCUCCAAACAGGGAGCACCAUCAAACUUUCCUGGACCUGAACCCUACCACUGGAGCCCCGGUCCGCGCCUGUAAGAGAGCCCAGAUAAACAUCUUUCUCGAGAGAAUCAGUGGAUUCCCCCAAACAAAGAAGUUGACUGGCAUCGUCUUCCCGGUCUUAUUCCUUAACGAGUCGGUGGUGGUUGACGACGUGACGGCUGCCAAGCUGCACAAGCUGUUGCUAAUGGUGACGCUGGUGUCACACUUCCCCUUACUCAUCGUGGGGCUGGGAGUCCUUAUGUUUCUCAUCACCCUAAUUCUCAUCAUACAGUUCUGCCGGGCCAAGACCCCAGGAAAGAAGGACACAGUUUACUCACCCGUGAGCAGUAAAGAAAAAGAGGAAGACCCCUUGGAAAAUAAUACCAAGAAUGGCACCUACAUUGGCUUGUCCCCUGUGGAGAUGCCAAAGUCCUGAGCUGCAACGGACGUUGAUUUUGGGUCCUGUGUGUGUGAUUGAGUGUGUCUGCAAGAGUGAGCGAGUGAGUGAAUGAGCAAGUGAGUGAGUGAGUGAGCA
Chanos chanos (milkfish) is the source of this 2073-nucleotide messenger RNA. It is a transcript of the gene scarb2b, whose product is annotated as scavenger receptor class B, member 2b. Gene Ontology annotation, molecular function: scavenger receptor activity. Gene Ontology annotation, cellular component: lysosome; membrane; cytoplasm. The transcript has 12 exons. Gene Ontology annotation, biological process: protein targeting to lysosome; receptor-mediated endocytosis. The record is from RefSeq and is a predicted model, not a curated record. NCBI's taxonomy places the organism in Eukaryota, Metazoa, Chordata, Actinopteri, Gonorynchiformes, Chanidae. The coding region runs from base 433 to 1974 and encodes 513 amino acids.